Selaginella moellendorffii is the source of this 1947-nucleotide messenger RNA. Its product is annotated as probable zinc metallopeptidase EGY3, chloroplastic. Bases 111 to 1871 code for a protein of 586 amino acids. Gene Ontology annotation, biological process: proteolysis. The record is from RefSeq and is a predicted model, not a curated record. The transcript has 7 exons. Lineage: Eukaryota; Viridiplantae; Streptophyta; Lycopodiopsida; Selaginellales; Selaginellaceae.
GGAGAAAUCCAGAUGGCUUCCAUCCACUUUGGCGCUGAGCGCUACCCUCCUCUCUCCUCUCUUUCUCUUUCUUGCAGCUCGAUUCUUCUCUUCCAGGUUUUCUUGCGGCGAUGGCCUGCCUGGCCGUGGACAAUGCGUGGUGCCAUCGGUUCGAGGCCUCCAUCCCCGAAGCUCGGAGUGAUUUGAGCUCUCGGAUUGCGUUUCCAGCGUCGCGGCAGAGGAGAUUCCUCAAGUGUCGCAGUCGACCACGCCGAUCACAGUGGCUUCUCAAGGCCUCCGGGUCGGACGAUAAGUCAAAUUCCACUCCCAGUGGCACCAAGACUGCUGACAAGGAGGAAGAGAAAGCUUCGGAUUCGCAAGAAAAGCAGGAGGAGCAGCCACAGGAGAUCAAGCAAGAGAUGGAUUGGAAACAAGACGAGGAUUUCAAGAAGUUCAUGGGAAAUCCUUCCAUCGAGGCAGCGUUGAAGCUGGAGAAGAAGAGAGCCGAGCAAAGACUCAAGGAGCUAAACAACGAGCAGGGUGGCAACGUUUUCACGGGCUUGAUACAAAACAUAUCACGAAGUAUCGUCCAAAGAGAAAAGGAUAGGCUGGAGCAAGUCGAGCAGAAAUUCAAGGCACUGGAUCUUGGCAAGGUAUGCGUUCCUUUUUUUUUUUCUCUUUUGCUCUUAAAUGUGACUUUGCAGUUGAAAAGCUGCUUUGGAUACGAUACAUUCUAUGCGACCGAUGUUCGCCGCUUUGGAGACGGUGGAAUUUACAUUGGAAACUUGAGAAAGCCCAUCGAUGAAGUGAUCCCAGUAUUGAAAGAAAGGCUGGCCAAUGCCGCUGGAAGGGAAGUGACGAUCUGGUUUAUGGAAGAGGAGGAUCGGGAAGGCAACGACAUAAAAAAACAAGUUUGUGUCGUUCAGCCCAAGGAGGAAAUCGACCUUCAAUAUGAGCUUUCUUCACUGAACAAUGUUGCGGGGUACAUCAGCGCUUUGCUCCUCGGAGUCACAACUCUGGGAACAAUCUCGCUGACGAGUGGUUUUUUCUUGACACCAAACGCCACCUUUGACGAUUAUAUCGCUCGAGUUCUACCUCUUUUUGGUGGAUUUAUCACCAUUCUCGGUGUCUCAGAGGCUGCUACACGGCUUACUGCGAACAAGUAUGGCGUUCGUCUCAGCCCAUCAUUUUUAAUCCCUUCGACAUGGACUGGAUGCCUCGGCGUUGUAAACAACUACGAGUCCAUACUUCCCAGCAAGAAAGCACUCUUCGACAUUGCUGCUGCUAGAAUAACCAGUGCCUACGUUACGUCUUUUCUUCUUGCUGCAAUUGCGUUUUACCUCGACCAAAGCCUCAACGGUGGUGAUAACGCUCUGUAUAUAAGGCCGCAGUUCUUCUUCAAUAAUCCUCUCCUCUCCUUCAUCCAGUACGUGACUGGGCCUUACACUGACGAACUUGGAAACGUUCUUCCUCAAGCAGUGCCAGGUCUUGGUGUUCCGGUCGAUCCAUUAGCGUUUGCUGGCCUCCUUGGAAUCGUGGUGACUUCCAUGAAUCUCCUGCCCUGCGGGAGACUCGAAGGUGGCCGAAUCGCCCAAGCUCUCUACGGCAGGAGAGUGGCAAACAUUCUCUCUUUCUUCACAUCUCUAGCUCUCGGGGUUGGGGGCGUCACUGGGAGCGUGCUAAGCUUGACGUGGGGUUUCGUGGCUACGUUUUUCCGCGGCGGGGAGGAGCUCCCGGCUGAGGAUGAGAUCACACCACUUGGAACGAGCCGCUACAUCUGGGGGUACGCUCUUGCAGUCUUUUGUUUGCUCACGCUCUUUCCAAACAGUGCUGGAACUUUUCCCAGUGUUCUUUACACCCCACCAUUCUUUAGGGGCGAUGGUGGUUUCUAAGCUAAAAAACAAAUUUUGAUUAUUAAAAGCCAUAAACCAGCACCAUCUGCUAUAGUUUCUCAGAUGGAUUUGCAUA